Molecule: messenger RNA, 778 nt
Organism: Rhagoletis pomonella (apple maggot)
Lineage: Eukaryota; Metazoa; Arthropoda; Insecta; Diptera; Tephritidae
Product: serine palmitoyltransferase small subunit A
Exons: 2
Coding region: 204-467 (87 amino acids)
Source: RefSeq, a predicted model, not a curated record
AAUUCACCACACUUCGAAAUACGUCAAAAUCUGAUUGACUUUUUGAGCUGGACAAAAAUAAAUAAACUGAUAAUAAAUAAAAUAACAUUCCUAUUUGUAAUAUUCUUUAUAGUAUCAAAUAAUACGGGAAGCAAUAGUGACAACAAUUAAAUAAUUUUAAAGAGUCCAAGCGCCACAUUUCGAAUUUCAUUAAUUAAGGAAAAAUGUUGAAGCUUGCAAAAAAUUUGCUGUUGAGUCUUUAUAUGCAGUAUGAAUUGGUUACCUGCAUUUAUAUGUUUGAGCCCUGGGAGAAGAAGCUGAUAAACAGUUUCGUCCUGCUCACGCUCAGCCUGGUCGUCUUCUCAAGUUUUGUUUAUUUGCCGUCAUAUAUUGAAACAUUCCUCCAAUUUGUAUCCCCGCUGCCACGAGAAGAAGGUCCUGUGCCUUAUACACCAAUGUUGCAUACUGAAAAAAUAAGCAUGAGCUAGAGGGAUCGGAGCACAGGAUAUAACGCACAAUUUGAUAAUUUAAUUACAAAAGUAAAAUGUUGUAUGUAUGUUUAUUUAUUGAAGAAAUUCAAAUUUAAUAUUUUUUUGCUUAAAAUUUAAAAACGAAAUACUAUACUUACACGUACAUGUGAGUAACAUUUAGAAAAAGACUUACAGUUAGCAAAAUUCUCAAUAUGUAAUACAUAUAACUUUUCUGCAAUUAAUUUUUACCAAUUUAAUAUAAUAAGCUAUAAUAGGUGCUUGAGAUAAUAUCUUUGCAAUAAAAGUCGCAUUAAGUUGUGUUUUAAUAA